UGCUCGUGACUUCACAACUGUGUUCAUUUGCAAAACUUACGAUUUUGAUACGUCUGUGAUACACCUCAAUGCAGGGUUGGCAAUGACUCAAUGGCUAUAUUAUAUGUCAUUUAGCAUUUCAAUCCUAAUGACAAAUGAUUACCAGGAUAAAACCGCCACCCAAUAA
This is a messenger RNA of Racocetra persica, 166 nucleotides long. NCBI's taxonomy places the organism in Eukaryota, Fungi, Glomeromycota, Glomeromycetes, Diversisporales, Gigasporaceae. The record is from the annotation of a GenBank genome assembly.